This is a messenger RNA of Trematomus bernacchii (emerald rockcod), 751 nucleotides long. RefSeq names its product acid phosphatase 1 (gene acp1). Lineage: Eukaryota; Metazoa; Chordata; Actinopteri; Perciformes; Nototheniidae. Gene Ontology annotation, cellular component: cytoplasm. The transcript has 6 exons. Gene Ontology annotation, biological process: protein dephosphorylation. The record is from RefSeq and is a predicted model, not a curated record. Bases 42 to 518 code for a protein of 158 amino acids. Gene Ontology annotation, molecular function: non-membrane spanning protein tyrosine phosphatase activity; acid phosphatase activity.
UUGGCGGUCACCGGCGGUCUCUCAGGACCCUUCAGAUCAACAUGGCGACCACCGGAUCGAAUUCAGCUCUGUUCGUCUGCUUGGGGAAUAUUUGCCGAUCCCCCAUCGCUGAAGCAGUCUUCAGGAAGAUGGCAACAGAUGCUGGCGUUGUCGAUAAGUGGAGGAUAGACAGUGCUGCCACCUCCACCUAUGAAAUAGGAAACCCUCCAGACCACCGCGGUCAGGCCUGCAUGAAGAAACAUGACGUGCCCAUGAAGCAUGUGGCCAGGCAGGUGACUAAGGACGACUUCAUGAGCUUUGACUACAUUCUCUGCAUGGAUGAGAGCAAUUUGAGUGAGUUGAACAGGAAAGCAAAAGCUGUGAAAAACAGCAGUGCAAAGAUUGAGCUUCUCGGUUCAUAUGACCCAGACAAGCAGCUCAUCAUCAAUGACCCGUAUUAUGGGAGUGACGAAGACUUUGAAAAGGUGUAUGAACAGUGCGUACGUUGCUGCACAGCAUUCCUGAAGAUGAACUCCUAACAACAUCCGACCUUAAAUGACCUGUGCAAAAUCAACCAAGUAUUCUUCAACUUCGUUACAAAAGCACUAGUCAGUAUAUUGUAACACUUGUGUGCGUGUCACUGGAAGACCAGUAGGAAACACAUUUGUUUCAGUGUUGUAAAUGUUAUACAAACCACACAUUGUGUUUAUUUAGGAAGAUGCUGCCUAGAUGAAUUUGUAGAAAUGAGGUGAAUAAAGGAAUAGAUAAAUCA